This is a messenger RNA of Microsporum canis CBS 113480, 1143 nucleotides long. RefSeq lists its product as hypothetical. The transcript is spliced from 3 exons. Lineage: Eukaryota; Fungi; Ascomycota; Eurotiomycetes; Onygenales; Arthrodermataceae. The record is from RefSeq and is a predicted model, not a curated record. The coding region runs from base 1 to 1143 and encodes 380 amino acids. Gene Ontology annotation, molecular function: nucleic acid binding.
AUGUGGAAACCAAGCCUCUUUGAUGGCUUGGAGGGCGAAGUCACUGCAGCUCGCGCCGAUGAGACUUCACCUUACCUUCUCGAUGACUUGGACGCCUUCGAGUCAUGUCUGAGCAGCAUGGGCAGCAUGGCCAGCACGAAGGAGAACCCGGCUACGCCUCUCACCCCCGUUACUAUCAAGUCAUCGUUUGAUCUCAACGAGACCCUGGUAGAGGGAGUAGGCUCUGUCAACGACCUCAUCCAUCAUUGUGGAAGAGGAAAGAGCUUAAUCGUUACUGAUUCUGAGGAUGAUGAAUUCUUCACCUCUAGUUCUUCGCCUCCUACGCCUGCAAAAGUCCAGCCUUGGGACGGAUAUAUCUCCUGGACGGAUACAUUGGCCAACAAUGAUUAUGGGAAAUUUGAAGGAAGGUUAUCCUCUGGCUGGCAGAGCCCUAAUCAAGACUUUUUAGCCCAUGGCCUAGUUUAUACCCCCCGAUUUGACGAUAAGGAUGCCUAUCGAACGGUUUUUCUGACUCAUCUUCCUCUUGAUGUCGACAUGAAAACGCUUCUCUCUGCCAUUCGGGGAGGACCAGUAUACUCGGCUCAUAUCAUGAACAUGGAAGCCUUUGCAGGAUACCAUAUGGGAGUUGUGACCUUUGUUCAGGGCAAGGAUGCUGCUGCCUACGUCAACUUCGCAGCCAACCACGGUGUCUACUUCAACGAUUCCAGAGUCGAUGUUAGACUUUCAAAGACUCCUACAUACCCAGUUUCAAAGGCCAUGCAGCAAAACAUUUCAGACCAGCUGUAUUCUCGCUGCUUAGUAGUUCGUGGAGAUCAGGAUCCGAAGCGUUACAGUUACAUUGCCAGGCACUUGAAAGCUAAAAUGCCCGUUGACUUUAGCAUGGGGGAUAGGAUGACUGAGAACUCUGCGGAAACUGAAAUUAAUAUCCGCUUCAGCUCAAUUCGGGCAGCAGAUAAUGGGUAUCAGAUUCUCCGGGCAUUUUUGAGGGAUUGUAUAGUGAACUUUACUCAGGAUCCCUGUGCUCAACCUCUUCCCGGCGCCAGAGAGAAGGAGUUGGAGGGAGUGCCUACCAUGGAAUUGGUGGGCAAAUUUGCUCUUAAUAUUAAGACGAGCUUCAUGACCAACGAGAUAGGAAAUUAUUAA